This is a messenger RNA of Gordionus sp. m RMFG-2023, 5103 nucleotides long. RefSeq lists its product as uncharacterized. The transcript has 19 exons. Bases 45 to 4922 code for a protein of 1625 amino acids. The record is from RefSeq and is a predicted model, not a curated record. Gene Ontology annotation, cellular component: extracellular matrix. Gene Ontology annotation, biological process: extracellular matrix organization; proteolysis. Gene Ontology annotation, molecular function: metalloendopeptidase activity. Lineage: Eukaryota; Metazoa; Nematomorpha; Gordioida; Chordodea; Parachordodidae.
CUUCAACCUCCUGUGAAAUGAUCCAAAAGUGAAUCUUUAGAAGGAUGAAUUUCUUUCAGCGAUUUUAUCAUAUUGGAAUCAUCAUCUUUAUAACCGUUUUUAUCGAAUUGACUUGGCUUCAGGAUAUUUCCAUAGUCGAAAAACAGAAAGAUUUAGUCGAUGAACGCCUAUCACUAUCUAAUCAAUCCUUGUCAUAUUAUGACAAAACAGAACAGGAAAAUAUUUCGGAGUUGGAGUUUGAGUUAGAGGAAAAAUUGCUAAAUUUGACCCUAAACUACUUGAAGGAACAUCCCCUCUCAACCAAAAAUGCCAAUAUAAUCCCAUCAUUAUCGCCUUCGAAUAACGGGUACGCCGUCAAUCGCAAGAGAAAGCACGGAAUCAACGCUAAAACUACUGAAAACAUGUUGGGCGGCUGGAGCCCCUGUUCCUUUCCUUGCGGAAUCGGGGUUUCCUACAGGCUCCGAAAUUGCGAUACAAACGAGAUCGAAUCCAAUGCUUGCCAAAGAUAUAUGGUGGAUUACAAGCUUUGCAAUACUAAACCAUGUAAAGAGAUGAAGUCCGAUUUUAGAUAUCUGCAAUGCCAAAGCUUCGAUAAGAUUCCAUACAGAAACCAAUUUUUCAAUUGGAUUCCAUUUCCCAACCUACAAAAUCCGUGUUCCCUAACAUGUCAGGCCAAAGGUCACGAGUUCGUUGUCGUGUUUUCGUCGAAAGUUCUAGACGGUUCUAGGUGCACCAAUGACACCCUCGAUGUCUGCAUCAACGGAAAAUGCAGAUUAGUUGGAUGCGAUAUGAAAUUAGGUUCCUCUAAAAAGGUUGACUCGUGCGGCGUAUGCGGUGGCGAUAAUUCCAAGUGCAAUCAUGCUCAAUAUUAUUGGGAGGAAACCGAUUUUUCUGCCUGUUCAGCUUCCUGCGCUGGAGGCUAUCAAAUGACGUCUUCAUUUUGCAAAAUGCUGGAGCCCGCUAAGAUCGUUCCUAACUUUUUCUGCGAACCCAGAUCUCGGCCUGCACCCAAGAUCAGAACGUGUUCCGAACACCAUUGCCCUCCUAAAUGGUACAGCGAUGAUUGGUCAAAAUGCCCCGAUAAAUGUGGUAUUUUUAAACAAAGUCGCCGAGUCUACUGUGGUCAGGAACUAAAAAAUAACAGUUUGAUUGAUAUUAACGCCAAAUAUUGCGCGAGUCCCGCUCCCGGAACUACAAGACAGUGUCCAGUCAAGAAGUGUUCCUAUUGGAAGUCCGGGCGAUGGUCUCAAUGUUCAGUUACAUGUGGUUAUGGUGUAAGAACCUUAGAACUUCGAUGCAUAGGAACUAACGGAAGAUUUAGUACCGAUUGCAAAGAUGAAGAGAGGCCUAAACACGUGGAAAGAUGCUUUGUCGGUGCAUGCCCCGAUCCCAAUCAAGAUAUUACAACCUCUGCACGUGUUUCCACUACCCAUAGCUACAAUUCUCUGGCCAAAGAUGAACCGAAUUCAGAGCUAAACUCCGCCAUUUAUAAGCUCGAUAGUUUGGAUAUUAAGAGCAAAAUUGAUCGGCACAACGAAUUGAUCGAAAACAACGGCAUAUUGAAAAAUAUCGUAGAAAAUGGAAUUGACGAUCCUCAUAAACAAUCUUUGAAUGCUGACAAUGCUAAACAAUCACAUGGUUCGCACGCAUCAAACUUGUUAUAUUUGUUUAGACCGGAUUUCAGAUACGUUGUCUCUGAUUGGAGCGAAUGUAGUAAACCAUGUGGAAUGCUAGGGAGCAGGCGCACUAGAACUGUUAAAUGUAAAGUGUAUUACCCUUACACGCAAAUAAUGGUAGAAGUCCCCGAAGACCAAUGUAGAGGAGUGUUUAAACCACCAUCGCAAGAGAACUGCGACCUAAGGAAAUGCAGUGAAGGAGCGGAAGCCAGAGAUCCUAGCAAUAAGCUUCUGCUAAAUGCUCCUAUGGAAAGUGCGCAGGCAACGAAAAUCGCAGAGCCAGAACCACCGAAAGAUGUCUUCUUAUGGAAGUACAGGGGUUUCGCGACAUGUUCUGCCAAAUGUUUGGGGGGAAUACAGGACUCCAUAAUAUUAUGCGUUCGAGAAAAAGAUGGGCAGGUGUCAUCCGAUGACAACUGCGAUUCGACUCGCAGACCCCCGCCUUUUCAGAGGACUUGUAAUGAACACGCAUGCCCACCCAGAUGGGAAAUAUCAACUUUUUCCGAAUGUUCUCACACAUGCGGAGGUGGGAUAAGCAUUAGAAGUGUAAGGUGUUUGCAUCAAACUGCCAACGGAAAGGACAAUAUCUAUGUGGUUCCGCCGGAAAUGUGUCCAGAACCUAGACCAGAAUCCAAGAUGACCUGCAAUGCUAUUGAUUGUCCCCCAUUUUGGGCUGUGGGAAAUUGGUCUCAAUGCACUAAGACAUGUACUGAGGGAUUCAGGAAAAGGCCGGUUUAUUGUCAGCAGGUUACGGCGAAAGGACACAUAACGUACAUGGCGGACGAGGGUGAAUGUCUUAUUACAUCCAAAAAGCCGGAUUCCAUAAGAGAAUGUAAGGCUGAACUUAUUCCAGAAGAAGAGGCCUACUGCGAUUAUAUGAAGAAUUCUCCCCUUUUCAAGAAUAGUUACAGUAAGAACAUGGUACCUAAGACGCUAGAUUUUAAUCCCCUCACACUUAUACCCCUAAUCGCCUCGAACGGAAAGUCCUACGACAAGAUUUUUAAGAAGUAUCUUGAAAAGGUUACUCCUACUGCAACGCCUUUAAGAGGUACCAUAGUCGGUGCGUUGCGUAAAGAAAAAGUCGAUUCUAAUGUGACAACUUCCGGUGAUUCCGAUAAACAGGACGAUAACGAUCUCGACGAAGAAGACGAGGAAAACGAAGAAGAUGAUAUUGAGGGUGGUAAUAAUGGCGCUAUAAAUGAUGAGCAAUCGCCAAACGAGAGAAAGUUCGAAAGAGACAGUGCUUUUCAAUAUGUAAGCCUGCUAGUUCCUGGCGACAAAAUUUCUCAAACGGCGGCAUCCCAAAUUAAUGCCGUCAAAAGUCCCAAAAAAUUUGUCGGGGCUGUCAACAAAACCAAACCCAAAUUCGAUAAGAUGACGGUUAGAUUAAAAUCUCCAAGAGGCGAAUUGCUAGUUCCUAGAGGAAUCUUUCUCAAAUUGAAAUGCAAAUCUAGACUUGACAGAUCGCUCGAACCCGUGAUAUGGUACAAGGAUAGAAAGAAUAUGACGGCUAAAUGGCAGAUGAGAUUGAAGAAUAUAAAAUUGGGCUCCAAAGUUCCCAGGGUGUCCAUCUCGAAAUUCGGCGUGCUCAAAAUCAGGUCGGUUAAACUGAGAGACAGGGGCCGUUACGUAUGUAAAAUAGCGGAUAUCAAAAAAACGGUAGUGGUUAAGGUGAUCAAGGCCAACAAAACGAAUAAAUCCCGAGACGGUAUCAGGAAUAAACCGCAAAAUGACGAGGCGAUUUCGGAAGAUGAGGAAUUGGACGAAUCGGAUUACAGAGAUGACAGGUAUCUGUCAGAGUUUUGGAACGAAUACAAGGAUGAGCCAAGCCUCUUAACAGAUCGCAAGAGCUCAGAAAUGAUAAAUCAAUUAGAAAGGGACAUUUCCACCACUUACAAAUUUACGACGUCUUCCGAUUCCCACGUGACUACUUAUCCUAAAUUUAUCGAGUACCCUGAACUCCUAACAUUCGCUAAAGGUGGCAAAGCAAAUCUAACGGAGGCCACUGAAUACAGAAGCAUGUAUGAAGAGGAGAGUUAUUACGACAAUCUAGCAUAUUCCACCGCGAAUUCGAGAUCCACACCAACAAUAUUUGUGCCAAAGAUCCCACUUACAAAUUUGCUAAACAAUAAUAUCAUUGUAAGUACAUCGAGCACUGCCUCUAAAAAUUCUGCGAUAUUGACACUCUCGAAAAUAAUAUUGCCCGCGAAAAAUAACAGUACAGCAGCCGAUAGAUCGGGAGACGACGUAAAAGGUCUUGACGUCAACUCAAACGCGUACGACGAAUUGAGCCCUUCCCACUUAUAUUGGCAAAGUUACGGGUGGACUAAAUGUUCCCAAUCAUGCGGUUCCCGCGGAAUACAGAUUCAGGUCAGUCUCUGUCAUCGUAAAUUAGUCAUCGAAAAGGAACCAUCAAUUAUGGUGCACGGCGAUGACGGAUUAACUAGUGACGUUCAAAUGUUUGCCAAAAGACGGAAGGAACUGAAUCGUAAGAUGAGCGAAGAUGGUAGCUCACACGUGAUAAGAAAAAACGAAUAUGGUGAGCACGAUAAUAGGAUUGACCCUUUGGAUAUCGAUAAUGAUAAUAACAUUAUAUCUCGCGUCAAUAGGGAUAAUCGCUUCGAGGAAGAUUCCCUGUACAAAAUAAUUAGCGAUGAGUAUUGCCAAAAGGCUGGCUUAGUUAAGCCUCCAAAGUUUAGGCGUUGCGGUAGCGAAGAAUGUCCAAUCUGGAGAUAUGGUCUUUGGCAAGAGUGUAAAGAAUCUCCUUGCGAAAAUUUUAAUAUUGCGGUACAAGAGCGAAAAGUAUUUUGCGCUUAUUCCAACGGUUCCUAUGCCCCUCGUUCUGCGUAUGACUCCUCCGGCUGUAGAAUGAUUGAAAGACCUGUUAUGAGGAAAGAAUGCUUUAAUGAGAGAUGCAAAGCUGAAUGGAUAGCUUCAACCUGGAGUCAGUGUUCAAAAACCUGUGGAUACGUAGGAAUCAAAACACGGGUAUUGCACUGCGUUUGGUACAACAGCACUAAAUCCGCGGGUAGCCAUUGCAUCGACAAACCUAGGCCCGAAACUGUCAUGUCCUGCGAAAAUAUCGUCCCAUGUCCCGAAGUGAAAUCUCCCGAUGAAUGCCGUGAUCUGUCCAAUUAUUGUCGCGCAGUUAAAGAAAUGCAUUUAUGUCACAGACCGGAGUACAAGGACAGAAGAUGCUGCCUUACAUGUUCUACGUCUUCUACACAGUACCCGUAUUUUCUUUAAAACAAAGUUAACUGAUACAGCUGGGGAAAUGAGUUGUAACCAAUAGAAUCUAUCUUCAAAAGCAUUUAUUUUCAACCAAAUCAAGAAGUCAUUUAUCAAUUUGUAAUAUUUUAUAUAAAAAUACAUUAUUUUUUUUUUUGAAAAAUAUCAUCCUAGUGCCAAUGUUUGUUACAUUGUAUAU